GACUUUGACUUGACUGCUUAUUGAGGGUAGAUACCACUACCACCUAAUAAUAACUAUGCCUACUAAGUACCUACCUAUUACCUGGAAAUUAUCUAAGAGAAAUGAGCUAAAAAUAAUUAAUGCUUAAAUUACGUGUCCACGUGAUAUUGGUUUCAGUUCGCUGAAUAAAAUAUGUUAUGCAUCAAAUUUGAAGGCUACAACUACAGUGCAUAACAAUGGAGAUACCUUACAGGAAAAUUUUUAUUUAUGUUUUAACCUUCGUAGCCUACGCCUACACAGGUGUAGGUUCGAAUAUGUUAAGAAAUUUAAAGGAUGCUGUAUUAUCAGCAGAAUCUGUAUUUGGGGAUAUGCUAGGAAAUGUAAUAAAGGUGGCUGAGAAAUUCAGAUCAUUACAUGAAGUAUUUGAUGCGGCAGUUGAGGAAGAAUGCAUUUAUACAUGUCCAGAAGGUGUUAAACCAACUCGUAACAAAAAUCAUGUGCCAAAGGCUGAUGGCUGUGGUUCUUUAGGGUUGAACAUAUCGCCCGAAUACCUUCCAUUGGAUCUGAUGACAAACUGUUGUAACACACAUGAUAUAUGUUAUGAUACUUGUAACAGUGGGAAGGAAAUUUGUGAUCUAGAGUUUAAGAGAUGUCUAUAUAACUAUUGUGAUACUUAUAAAUCUGUUAAUGUUGCUGGUGAAACAUUAUCAAAAGGAUGCAAAGCAGCAGCCAAACUACUAUUCACUGGCACACUCACACUUGGUUGUAAAUCUUAUUUGGAUGCCCAGAAGAAUGCAUGUUAUUGUUCUCCACCUAAGAAUAAUAAGUAUAAAAAAUAUUCUGGCGCUGGAGAAUUAUAAGUGUUAUUGUUACAGUUUGUGUCCAGUAAUAAUUAUUUAGAAAUUGUUUUAAUUUACAAAAUUGUCUUGGGUUUAUGAAGUGGGGUAACAUAUUUUUCCUUUUGCCUUUGUUUCUUUUUACAAAUAAGGUCAUUAUUUAAUAAAAAGGAACAUUAUUUUAGUAACUGUAUUUCAUAUGUCUGUAUGUGGUCUCUACUCUAGUCUUUAAUAGUGAGAUAAAGGUAUCAUAAUGAUUAUAAAACAAAACAUACAAUGUUGUUUUGGUCAAGGCGGUUGGUGGUGUGUUGGUAUUUUCUUUGUUGAAUUUUUAUAUUAAAGUAAAAAUACUACAUAGUUUGGGAGUA
Plodia interpunctella (Indianmeal moth) is the source of this 1183-nucleotide messenger RNA. It is a transcript of the gene GXIVsPLA2, whose product is annotated as GXIVsPLA2. The record is from RefSeq and is a predicted model, not a curated record. Gene Ontology annotation, biological process: arachidonate secretion; phospholipid metabolic process; lipid catabolic process. Bases 216 to 839 code for a protein of 207 amino acids. NCBI's taxonomy places the organism in Eukaryota, Metazoa, Arthropoda, Insecta, Lepidoptera, Pyralidae. Gene Ontology annotation, molecular function: calcium ion binding; A2-type glycerophospholipase activity. Gene Ontology annotation, cellular component: extracellular region. The transcript has 3 exons.